Molecule: messenger RNA, 1358 nt
Organism: Megalops cyprinoides (Indo-Pacific tarpon)
Lineage: Eukaryota; Metazoa; Chordata; Actinopteri; Elopiformes; Megalopidae
Product: single-pass membrane and coiled-coil domain-containing protein 1-like
Exons: 3
Coding region: 86-754 (222 amino acids)
Source: RefSeq, a predicted model, not a curated record
GUGUUGGGUUUGUGAGGUGAACCAGAACCCUUUGAGUGGACUCUCUUAACGAUUUUUUCAGUGUCAACCUUACCAAAGCAGCAGGAUGACUUCAGAAGAGAUUUCUCUGAGGGGUUUUUCUGCGACGCUGAGCAGGUUGGAGAGGAGGUUGGAGGCCAUAAACACUCAGUUUGAGGAGCUGGACGAGGCGGCUCGGCGGCUCACGGAGCGGCUGGAGCAGCACAGGCAGGACCUGGCUGUUCAGGCCCACCAAGACCAGGUGUGGGGGUCUCUACUGGAGGACAAGUUUACCACCGUUGAGACCAACCUCUUCUUCACUUAUGUGGCCGAUGCUCUGUGCUGCUGCCAUGAGCAGGUUGUAAGGAAGCUUCCAGAUCUGGCUCAGAGCCUGCCCACCACGGCGUGCAUCCUCCGAAGGAAAAUCAAGAACCGCAGAAUCGACAGGGCAUGGGAGUCCACCAUCAGGGACCUGGGGCUGGAGCACUCUGACAUCAAAGCCCUGUGUGCCUUCUUUGUGACGCACGGUUACCAGGCGGAGUACUACAACCCCUUUCAGAGGCGCAAGCUCGCUGAGGGUGCGGAAACGCUCGUACAGAAGGCAGUGCGAAACCCAGUGCUGAGGGACAGCUUGCUGAGGGCUGUGCAGGUGGUGGAGGAGGGGAAGGCUGGGACCCUUGUGUCACCCCAAACGGAGGAGCAGAAACCAUCCCCCUCUAUAAGAGAACAACUCUCCAAACAAAUUAUGGAGAAGUGAUCCAUUGACCAACAGCACAGACCUUCGCUGCUUAACCUGGAAACAUUAGCCCUGCAUUGCACAAAUUUUAAUGGGGUGCAUGUUGUAACCCCUUUGUUCCCCAUAUUACAGUACUGUAUAUAUUACAUACAGUUAUAAAUAUUAUGCGAUAAAGAUGCUAUCAUUAUGUUACGCAGACAAUAUAUUGAUGACAUCUUUCUUGUAUUGCACGAGUCAAAGUUUGAACAACUGAACUUUUUAGAAAAACCGAACAUAAGAGAAAAGCAAUUUUUUAGCACUAUUCUGUUACAAACCUUACUGAAAAAAUGUCUUGCUCUCUGGGGAUAUCUUUCACCCUUUUACACUAAAAAGUCUACCAAAUAGACAGUUCCAUUACAUCUGCUGUAUUUGAAAUUUUCAUUUUCAAACACUGAAUUCCUUAAGAAAAAUUGAUUAACUUACAACCCAUGAUAAGCCCCAACUUCAAAUUGCUACACUGUCCCCAACAUGACAUAUAAUCUUUGAAAUAUUGUGUUGAACAGGUUUAAUGCCCACUACAAGCAAGUUCUGCAUCUGUUCAUGAAAGAUUCACGAAGAGGCCUACAUUAACUCAAUUUUCCUCAUA